Venturia canescens is the source of this 6326-nucleotide messenger RNA. RefSeq names its product trachealess (gene trh). Gene Ontology annotation, biological process: regulation of transcription by RNA polymerase II. Gene Ontology annotation, molecular function: RNA polymerase II transcription regulatory region sequence-specific DNA binding; protein dimerization activity; DNA-binding transcription factor activity, RNA polymerase II-specific. The transcript is spliced from 11 exons. The record is from RefSeq and is a predicted model, not a curated record. Bases 669 to 3632 code for a protein of 987 amino acids. NCBI's taxonomy places the organism in Eukaryota, Metazoa, Arthropoda, Insecta, Hymenoptera, Ichneumonidae.
GAGACGGACAGAUAUACCAACAGACUCGACGAACACACCGAAAUCCCCGUGAAACCGGCGCGCGUACUCUCCCCGCGUGUCCUCGCGGGCACAACCGCGCUCUCACAUUUUCAACUCCAUUUCUUCCCUCCUCGUCGACGCGUGCGUGAGUGUGCAUGUGUGUGUGUUUCAUCGUUGUUCGUUAUUUCCGUAUUUCGAGAUGCGUCCGAGCCCCGUAAGACAUUUGCAGCCUGUGCACUCGGACCCGAUGACAAAUGCGCUUUGACGAUAAACCCUCCACCCCGGACAUGCAAGCUCGCCAGCCGCGAUUUUGACUGAAAAACCAACCCGCUCGCGGCCCCCAGUGUUUGACGUUUCCUCGAGGUUGUUGUCCGUGCGUGUGUCGAUCGACCGUUCGUAUCGCUCACGUGGACUCGCCGAACGGUCAUCGGAGGGUGUCCCAGGACGAGUGCGCUCGUGUCUCCGGUACGAUGACCAUUUCCGAAUUCUACUCCGAGGUGCUUUUUCGCGUGACGGUGAAAGUGCGGAAUACACAGGUGCGCGCUUAUCAGUGAAGAGUGGACAUCAGCCUUGUUUAGAGAUAAUAAUAACGAGAGAGCGAGAAGCUUCACAAGUGCGAGGGAAAAGAAAAUUGAGUUAAGUUUUCGAGGGGCAAGAAAUAAAGGAAAAUGUUGCCGUAUCAAGUGACCAUGGACUACGGAGGCUUCCAACGACAAAGUCCGGUCGGCGUUGGUGUCGCCGGGGUCGGUGUUGGCGGACCACAUCAAGGCCCUGCAGGUGCCCUUAACCUCAACCCAGGGUUCGCCCACUCCUGGUUCGUACCGGCGGACUUGUGUGUCCCGUACAAACAGAAUCAGGGUUCUCUCCUCGAGCCAGGUUUACUGGAGAUGCGGAAAGAGAAGAGCAGAGAUGCCGCAAGAUCACGCCGGGGUAAAGAAAAUUUCGAGUUUUACGAACUUGCGAAAAUGCUACCACUCCCAGCUGCCAUAACUUCACAACUCGACAAAGCCUCGAUCAUAAGGCUCACCAUAUCCUACCUCAAGUUACGAGACUUUUCUGGAAGAGGGGAUCCGCCUUGGAACCGGGACCCUCCACCGUGCAAUAAAAUCGUUCUCAAAGGAGCUAAAAGGUCGAGGCUCACGUCAGCUCCGUUGGCAGAGGACAUGUUCGAGCAACAUCAGGGCACCCACAUUCUUCAGUCGCUGGACGGUUUUGCGAUGGCGGUCGCCGCUGAUGGACGAUUCCUGUACAUUUCCGAGACCGUCUCCAUUUACCUCGGCCUUUCCCAGGUGGAAAUGACCGGCUCUAGCGUAUUCGACUACGUUCAUCAACAGGACCACGUCGAGGUCGCUGAACAACUGGGUCUCGGAUUAACCUCGUCCUCCAACUCGUCCGGACCUCAUUCCUCCAGUUCCGGACUUGCGUCACCGAGCAGCGCUGCUUCGGAAGAACACGGUUCGGCAUCAACCGCCAAUCCCGACGUCUCAUCGGUUAUGUCGCUAACGACAGCAGGCGUUUACAAAGGCUACGACCGAGCGUUCUGCGUCCGGAUGAAAUCAUCUUUAACGAAACGCGGAUGUCACUUCAAGUCUUCUGGUUAUCGGGUUGUUCUUCUCCUGUGUCGAUUAAGGCCCCAGUAUCCAUUUAGUCGAACGGGCAAAUCGUCGCCACCGUUGAUGGGUAUGGUCGGCUUGGCGAUAGCAUUACCACCACCAAGCGUUCACGAAAUUCGACUUGAGACUGACAUGUUCGUUACGAGGAUCAACUUUAACUUUAAGAUAGCACACUGCGAACCAAAAGUAUCAGAACUGUUAGAUUACACGGCGGAUGAAUUAGCGGGGAAGAGUCUUUAUGCCCUGUGCCACGGGGAAGACGCACAUCGGCUACGAAAAUCGCACGUCGAUCUGCUUCACAAAGGCCAAGUACUCACGCAUUAUUAUCGACUUAUGAACAAGAGCGGCGGUUACACGUGGCUACAAACUUGCGCCACUAUCGUGUGCAAUUCGAAAAAUGCUGAGGAACAAAAUAUCAUUUGCGUUAAUUACGUUGUCAGUGGUCGAGAGUACGGGAAUCUCAUAAUGGAUUGCUGCCAAUUAGAGGAUGGGGUCACAGGUGUCAAGAGAGAAGAUGUUGCCGGUAACGAUCCAGAAAACGGCUCGCCAGAUGCGGAUAGAGGAGAAGGUCGAACAAGCGGUGGUCCAACGAACCAGCAUCCGGAGAAUCCUCACCGUUCGCCGCCGGAGGACCGCGAGGAUACGCGUGGUUCGGAGAGCGAGCAGCGAGGAAACCGUCACCACGACAACGUGUCUCAGCUUCAACAGGAGCCGGGUCCAGCGGUGCCGACGAUCGGUGUUCUGACGGUGAAGUCAUUGUCGCGAGGGCACAAGAGGAAGUACGCUCAAGAGGAGGAGAGUAGUUCGGGUGAGGAGGACGAGGAGGAGGAGGCGGCGGGGGCGGGGGCGGGGGCGGGGGCGGUAUCAGGGAAGACGUCGGUGGGUGCGGUGCGGAGCAACGCGUUGAGUCCAGCGUCCUCGAGUCACUCGGUACCGGGAAGCGAGCAAGUGUUGAGGGCGCCGAGUCCAAAGUUGCGAAGAUCGGAGGGUGCUUGCGGGGGGGAAGGAGGCGAAGUGGCGGGUGGAACAUCGGUCAAGGAUUUGGAGCAAGCGAUGUCGAAGCAUCUGCCGGGUGCAACGUUGAACAAGCCGGAUUCACCGGCGUUGCAUCAUCAGCCAACGGACUUCAGUACGGACGCGUUGUUGAAGCAGCAGCAGCAGAGGAGCACGAUCCAGUGGAUCGGAGCGCACCAUCAUCAUUUGGGCCACCUGAGUCCGCAGCAGUCGUCGACGGCGCCGCUCCCGGCGUCGGCGUUGCUCCGACAAUUGUACGUAAACAGGGAGAGUGUCAUAAGGGCGAACGUGCACGGCAUAACGUCGGGAGGGGGUCGAGGGCCUUCGGCAUCCGGAGGCGCUUAUUACACCGGCGACAGCGUGCAAACCGGGCCAUUGCCAACGCCCCCGGGAUCCGAGGGUUCUUCUACGUACGGAGAACACCAGUUCGUACUCGGGGCUCACAAUCCCCAGAAAAGUGUUGUAGGAACGAGCGGUGCCGAGGCUUUCACGAGCCUCGUCUCGUCUUACUCAUCCGCUGCGGCUGGUUACGCGAUUGAUUAUCACUCGGCGAUGACCCCACCGUCUUCCGUCUCACCGCGGGACAAGCAACAACAGCAUCAUCAGCAGCAGCAUCAACAGCAGCAGCAGCAGCAGCAACAACAACAACAACAACAACAACAGCAGCAACAGCAACAGCAACAACAGCAGCAGCAGCAGCAACAGCAACAACAGCAGCAACAACAACUUCACUCAGCGAGUGUCGUCAGCAGUUACGAAUCAUCGGUUUACGGUGAUCCUAUCUUGAGACAUCAGUACGAGCCUGCUCAACCUCUACCCUUGAAACCUCAGGUCUAUUCCGCCGCUGUUCAUCCCAGCGCUCUUGAUGCUGCUGCCGCCUACGCUUCGGCCAGCCUCAGCGAACAGCCCCAGUUCUAUCAUCAUCCGGCUGCCGGCGCCGGUUUCCACCUCUAUCAUCCGACCAACAAAACCGCGACCAACGGAUGGUACAGCUCCGCGUCCUAGUAGCUUUACGGUUAAGUUCUUCCUCCCCCGCCCCCUGCCCCUGUCCCGUCACUCGGUCGGCGAGUACUUAAGUAAUUGGAAUCUAACCCGAAGUCCCCACUUUUAAAAAACGAAGCAUAUCAGCUAUCUUUCCAACUUUAUUCCCCCUUCUCGCUCAUCGAGCCUCCCGUUUGCUCUAGGAAUCUACGUUGCGCGAGUGAAGAUAUAUUUUUUAGGAAAUUCGUUCCCUCAAAUCCUACCGGCAACCAUGAAUCUCGCUAUUUUAAUCCAAUUUUUGCUCGAGACUCUUUGAGUUUGAGCACUUCGAGCAUUUUGAAACUUGGAUUAAUUACGUUGCUACAGAACGCUUGCGAGAUCGCAAUCGAACGAAAUUUCAAGCAAUCCCACAGCCCUACAGCCAGGCAGAAUUUACUUUUUCGACUUUUCAAAAUUCAACGAAAUUUUUCUCUGUAACGAUUCUCAAGCUGCCAAUUUUUAAUUCACCGAAUUUCCCGAUUAAUUACGACUAUUUUUAUCCCUCAUAUGCUCUUCGUUUAGAUUCACGGAGCGAUAAAAAAUAUGCGGAAUUCCUAGGGUUGAGUUUCUAAAAUAUCAUCAACCUCGAAUUUAUUCGAAUUCACUCUCUUCAGCUCGCCCGGUGUAAUAUAAAUAUUGAAAAAAAAAAAAAAAAUAACAAAAAAAACAAAAAAAAUCGUAUAUAAAUUAUUAUAACUCUUGAUUCACUCGAGUCGAAACGAAGGUGAACUUCGUUACGUGAAGCACGCGAGUCUUCGUUGUUGUUUUCUUGAAAACGAAAAAAAAAAGAGAGAGAAAAACAAACAUUUCCCUUCGAGCCAGUGUUCGAAAAAUUUUGUUUUUUUUCGUCUUCGUAUUUUUAUUGGACGCUUCGAAAUACGCAUUAUUGUGGGGAACAUUCAUCUCGCUAAGUCGUUCUAAAUAGUUGUUGAAAAUUUCGUGAGAAAAAUGAGCUGCGCGAGUGCGUCUCGAAAAUAAGUAUUUUGUUUGAUUUUUUUUUUUUUUUUUUUUUUCUUAUAUAAUCUGUAAUUAUUGUCUGGUCGUCGUGUUUAUUGUUCGCGGCGUUGAUAUCAGACACUUGUAAAUAUUGUACAAAUACUUCGAUUUUCCCUGCCGUCCCCCCCCCCUCCGUCCCUUCCUCCCUUCCUCCUCCCCCCCGCCCGCCCGCCCGCCUCCCCUCUCGACCGUAUUAUCAAAAAAAAUCGUUCAUUAUUACGUUAUUUUUACUCGGAGAGUUUAACGAAUUAUAAUUUCGUAAGUAGUUAUAUAUUGAUCGUGUAAUUGGGGAUAAAGAUAGUGGAUUAUAACGGCGAUAGCGUUAUAUACAUAGCGAUGUAUAACCUUUUCCCCGGUGUAAAACGAGGUGCCAACGCCACAGUCACGACAAGUGACUCGCGCCAUCGAAAAAUGAACGUUAUUUUCGGUUAACGAGUAAUCUUCGACUCGACGAUAGCGAUCGCUAACCUCGAAAAAGAUAAACAAAAAUAUAAUUUUGUUUUGGCUAAUUUCGAUGGACGAUCGUGUGUAAAUAAAUUGUAAUAUCGAAAAAUGCUUUUAUCGAUCGACAGUUCGUAGGCUCGAUAUUGUAUUGGUGGAUGAUAACGCCGCUCAUAAUGCCCACGCUCUAUACUGGGUCAAAGACUUAAUUUAAGCUCGGUGCAAUAAAUUCAAAUCACCUUAUCCCAGGGCGUUUUGUUUUUGUUUUUAUUUUUAUUUUUAUUUUUUUCAAUCGUUCGAUCGCUCAAUUCGAACAAUAAAAACACUCACACACAAGUUUUAUGAAUAAUUGUUUUUUGUGCAGCUAAUAUUAGUGGCAUGAGUGAAUGCUGAGGAGGUUAUGAAUGCGAUAGAAAUCGCUAUGGCGUACCUUCCCUCUGUCCUCCGCACGAACGAACCAAGCCCAACACGAGGCAACUGUGUAUACAUAUUGUAAUUAAACGUUCACUAUGUCGCGCUAUCGAGACGAGCACUAAUAAAUGGUUAGUUACAUGAAGAUCAGCUAUAAUGUGCAUUUUGGCACGCAAUGUGUGAUAUAUCGAAACAGUACGAAUAAUAUCGCUCGCUGAAAUCGAAAAGAAAAUGGAAAAGUAAGAAAAAAACAGCCGCGGCUUUUCACGCCCGUACGCGUCGUUCGAAAAUCCGAUGUGUUUGCAUAGAUAUUUUGACAAUUCGUGCUCCCAUAACCUUCAUUCCAUUUGUACAGAUUUGUUUUGAAUUUUUGAAAGUGUCGCACGUCAUACUACGGAUUUAUGAUGACACGCGAGAGACGGAGUGAGACUCUUUCAAACGCCAUUUCCAAAUCAAUAAAAACACAAAAUGUGACAUGAAUUAACCAAAGUUUUUUGGACAAUACGCAAUAACAUCAAAUUAAACACUAAAUAAACGAAUUUUUUUAAAUGAUUGUUCACAUGUGCUCCAUUUCUAAACCACACACCGGGAUUCAUAUCAAAUCGAAUUCCGAUGAAAUGUUAGUGUUGUUUUUCUAGCGAUGCGUUCAACGCUACUAUUAAAAUUACCGUGAACUUUGAUGGAGAAGGAAGAAACGAAAACAAAUUCUGUAAAGGAACUGGCGAUUUAUACUUACUCGCCCUGCGUAUACCAGUGUCGAAGGUUGAAAGCCCACUCAUCGUUUGUUUUAUAAAGCAUGAAAAAUUGACUCAAUACAUGGAUUUUGUACAA